This is a messenger RNA of Verruconis gallopava, 2564 nucleotides long. RefSeq lists its product as hypothetical. The transcript has 2 exons. Gene Ontology annotation, molecular function: zinc ion binding; RNA polymerase II cis-regulatory region sequence-specific DNA binding; DNA-binding transcription factor activity, RNA polymerase II-specific. The record is from RefSeq and is a predicted model, not a curated record. Lineage: Eukaryota; Fungi; Ascomycota; Dothideomycetes; Venturiales; Sympoventuriaceae. The coding region runs from base 435 to 2402 and encodes 655 amino acids. Gene Ontology annotation, biological process: positive regulation of transcription from RNA polymerase II promoter by galactose; DNA-templated transcription. Gene Ontology annotation, cellular component: nucleus.
CUGACAGAAGAACAGUAGAAGCUCGAAGAAUACUGAAACAGCCCUCGAAUCCAGCCUUUUACCAUCGCAACGUCCGAGCAAGUUCAAACAUCUGCUCAGUACAUCAAUGCUUAUUGGUUUUUUGCUUUUAUGAUGAAGAGCGCAAAAUGUGGCCAAAUGCGUAUACCUCACCGCAGAUCCUUCCUCCUGGGUCAGUGGCAAGUUGGCAUUCAAUGCCACCGAAACCUAAGCGUCGCAAGAUAGAUGUUGCGUGCGAGACAUGUAGAUUGAGAAAGUCCAGAUGCGAUGGGCAACGUCCAAAGUGCGGUGCGUGCACGAGACGAAAGAAUGUCGGUCCAGUUUGCGUGUAUUCGGGAGAUCCUCUAGAAGGGUAAGAUUCAACAUUUGACAUAGUGAAAUAGCCUUUGGCUUCUCUAAACUGGCAUAGCCAAGUCAUGGCACAAACAUCGGCCAUAGGAUUUACGACAUAUCAUUUUAAUGAUACCCCUUCCUCAUCGAUUCAAUCUUCAAGUGGACAUGCAGAAUGCAUUUCGCAAGCUAUAAGUCCAACUCUCAACCGACACCAAACGGAACUCUACAAAUCUAAACAAGAAGCGCUCCCUGAUACGCCAGAUCAAGUCCGUGCCGAUUCGGGGAGCCAAGUCCAAAAAUUUGGCGUAAACAGGGAAAACUCAGCUGCCGAUGAAGCUGUUAGCGGUGAAUCCAACUGGAUAUUGGCGGCUGGACUAUUGGCGGCUUCCAGCUCAGCCAAAUUUUUCAAAAAAGUCUUCGGUGGAGCGGAGACAGAGAGCUUAACCGAUAAAAAUCAAAAUGAUCCCAAAAACGCUCCCAGUGCCACAACAACUCAUAUCAAGCCCGCCAGAUCUGUUAUUUCAGCGAAAGAAGCUCAGUCCACCGAGGAAAUUCUGCCGAGUCGCAAAGUCGCCGACGAACUUGUCUAUCUAUUCUUCAAGCGGGCGCCCAUACACUGGAUAGAUCGCUUGAAGCUGAUGCAAUGGUAUGAGAAGCUGUGGACUGCGAAUGACGGAGGCGAAGGCGAAAAAGACUGCGCUGAAAACCAAAUACAACACGCCACUCUCAAUAUAAUUUUCGCUCUGGUAUAUCAAACAGAGCCAGAUCAAAUUUCGGAAUACCAAGACAAACUCGCACACGAAUAUUUUCGUCGAGCCGAAAAGCUAUUACAUCAUAGUUUGUUUGACCUUAAUCGGCUGGACCUUCUAUUUGCAUUUCUCUUAAUCACUCAAUGGUUCCAGAGCGUCAACGACGUGCGACAGUGCACUUCUACAGUAAGACUCUGCAUUAUGAUUGCGUACAACCUAGGUCUUCACGUGCCAGGAAAAAUUAUGUCUCUUCGAAAUCAGCGACAGCGGGAAAUGGCUCUUCGUGCCUGGCACGGAUGUGUUUUGAUGGAUCGUAUAACAGCAAUGAUAUCUGGUCAGCCCUUGCAAAUUCCUCAGGAUGUUGCGUCACAAAUUCCUUUAUUCGAAGCCAUAGAUGAUGAAUAUUUGAGUGAUAGCAGCCUUAACGGAAUACAGCCGGCAGGGAAGCCUUCGAUUCUUUCGUUCUAUCUCGCAUUUUGUCAGCUCCACCUCAUCCUUGGCGACAUAUUGGUUCAUUUUCACGAUUGCCGCCGGGAAAUUCGAGACAAUCUUGACCUUAAUCAUAUCAUAGAAGUGGAUGAGAGGCUGGACCAAUUUUACAACACUUUGCCUAGCCAUCUCCGUCUCGAGAAAGACAACAAAUCCUUUUAUGCCGCAACAGGGCAAAGCGUCCAUCUCUAUUCCCGCUUCUUGCACAUUCGAAUCAUUCUUUAUCGCGUGUUUUUUCAACAUGCUGCCGAAAAGCUGAAUCGCUCAGAAUCAAUAUCAAUCUCCCGCUUCGCUGAUAAUGUGACCCACCAAGGUCUACUAACUUGCGUUCGUACGGCGCAAGAGAUAUUAGAGCUCAUCAUUUUCAGCCUCACACCUGGCGAAAAUGAAAGUCCGCGUAUCGCACCACAGUGGUGGCACAGCAUAACAUAUGUAUUCAUAGCGGCAACUGUUUUGAUCGCUGCGCAUUUAUUUCCUACUAUUACUGAAGAGAUUUCAACUACCAGCUUGGAGAACUCGAUCCGAAAGGGGUUUCAAAUUCUGGAUCAUUUCGGUGAGGAGAAGAAUUCGGCACAGCGAUGCAAAAUGGCGCUUACUGUGUUGUACAAGAGACACGUUGAGCCGCUUCACGAGAUGCCGAGUCAAAGUUCAAAUACGUCUUCACCUCCUAAUGAUUCUUCUUGUCAUAUUUCUGCACAAAUUGAUGAUAAUCAUGUUUCUAGUGGCUUUUCGUGGGACUUGGGGGAUCUUUCAGAUCUCUUCCGCGGAGAAAGCAUGGAAUCGUUAUUGUUCAAUACAAACAUUUUUGAGUGAAAAAUCGAGAGACAUGCUUUCUGCAGCUCCGGAUGCAGUGCGGACGACAGCAAUACAGGGUAAUUUUGUUGAAUAUGGUGGCUCUAGCUAGUUUGUCUCCUCCACACGCGAAUGUCAGAAUAGUUGAGUAAAUGCCACCCCUCCAAUUCGAGAAAACAUCCG